CGCCGUCCCAUGUGAACGUGUUGUUCCCGCGAUUCGUGUCGAUUUUUUUUCCCACCCUGCACGAUGUCCGAUUAACUCAAAAUGAACAGUGUAUUCUGAACGAUAUCGGGUGUCAUCGAGUGACAUGCGUCAAAUUUUUCAGAACAGAAUGCACAGUGUAGCAAACAUGUGUUUGUCGCAACAGUGAACGAACAGUGGAAUUGAUGUAUCAAAAUGUAAAUCUGCCUUUUGGGAAUUGGCUGACACGUGUGUGAUCUGGUGAUCUAAUCGAUAUUACGAACGAUAUUAAUUAUUGAUGACGUCGAGAUUGAAGAUCAGAUGUGAGACGGUUGUAGUAGAGAAGGGACACAUGUGACUACGAUUGCAAAUCCGUUAAUACGGUUGGAAAGCAUCGAGAAGUAGGUGAUAAUCGACGAAGCAACGAACGAUUAAUGAGAGUGUGUAAUUAAAAAUGACGGGUCGCGAGUCCCGGAAUUAUUAAGGGACUCUUUACGAGGGAAUGGAUUUUCAGAGCGCUAUGGACACGUUUGUAGAGGCAUGGAUGGCUGCUAAUACGAAACCAGAACAGAUACAGAGCCAAGCUUUGGCAUUGACACACAAGGCCUCUCCACCUUCGAGGCCGACCAGCGUGUCCCCAUUACCGAGGAGUCCCCAAUCUCACCAAUCCCAACAAUCUCAGCCGCAAAACUCAACUCAGCCUCCGUCGGUGCAUCCUCAUCAAUCGCAGACACCCCUAAGUGCACCCCAGACACCCUACUCUGCGCACAAUCAACACCCGAAGCAAGAAGCGAACGCAAGCCCGAAACAGGAGGGAUUCGACCUCAGUAAAUCUACCUCCAACACGGGAAAGAACCUCCCAGUUCACUGUGUCGUCGAGACGAUUCACAAUAUCGUAGAAAGUCAUGUAAGCAAUUCCCGUGAGAAUUGGCGGAGGCCUCAAGUAGAGACGGACUCCUACGUUAUCAUUCCCGUAGCCAUGCCUUUUCAAGAUUUGGUGGGAGAAGCGUUGAUACGUCUUGGAUAUUCGAGUGAUUUGAUACCCGGUGCUAGGGGAAGCAUCGUUAUAAGAAACUGGAAACCACUGCCAAUGGAGAAAGUCGCGGACGGUCCUCUUUUAACAGUGGGUGAUAUUUUAGCCGAACUGACGUCGGUCGCGACUUUAAAGAUUCAAGUGUACAGAUCGAGACCACCACCGCCAAGUCCAGCGGCCGAAGUUAGAAAUAAAUUGUUAAGACUGCUAUUGUUGCAUAGCCACGCGCUUCUCGUGUCAGCUGGUUGCCCUCUAGACGAGAUGACAUUAUUAUCUCUAUGUAGAGGUGGUAACGAUUUGUCCGAGGAGACCAAGAGAAACUUCGAGUCGUGGUUGCAACAACAACAGUUGGGUUUAGGCUUGAAUCCAAUGGUACCUACCUCGAACCACCAUCAUCAUCACACGCAGAGCCCUCAACCGGAAGGCGGUGGUACCAUCAGCACAGCUGGUGGUACAAUCGGUCCUCCACAUCCAGCUCUGCUUCAAUACUCGCAUAAAACAAGGAUGAGAACAAGUUUCGAUCCUGAACUGGAAUUACCACGCCUUCAACGAUGGUUCGGUGAGAAUCAACACCCGUCACGUCAACAGAUUCAACACUACGUCUCGGAAUUGAAUGCCCUAGAGUCGCGACGGGGCAGGAAGCCAUUGGACGUAAAUAACGUUGUCUACUGGUUCAAGAAUGCCAGGGCUGCUCAAAAGAGAGCCGAAAACAGGGGUGUCAAUGGGUACAGCCCUCCUGGGCUCAGUCCGAGGGGUGCCAGUGUUGUUAGCGAAGACUGCACCGAUGAGGAGGACGAUUCCAGAAAUCAGUCUACAUCGCCUUCCCCUUGUCCACCUGGAAGUCCUCCCGUAGGACCAUUAUCCUUGACAACCAGACCAGAAGACCAACAACCACCACCGACAACGCCGGCCUCGGUGAAGCAGGAAGACGCCAGAGUGUCCUCCGGUUCCGAGGACGAAGAAACAAGGCCGACAGGUCCUUUGCCUCCUGGAUUUUCUUUGGUACCGAGUCCGAUGUUCGGUCAUGGUAUCAUGUACAUGUCACCUUACCUACCGCCACGUGGACCAGCUGGUUGUUCUACCAGUAUGCUGGACGAAAGAAGGAAAAGGAAUAGAACCUUCAUCGACCCCGUGACGGAAGUGCCGAGAUUGGAAGCUUGGUUCACUCAUAAUACUCAUCCCAGCCAUGCGUUGAUACUGAAAUACACGGAGGAACUGAACCGGAUGCCGUAUAGACAGAAGUUUCCCCGGUUAGAGCCGAAGAAUGUACAAUUCUGGUUCAAGAAUCGUCGGGCCAAGUGCAAACGUUUGAAAAUGGCGCUGUUCGAGGGCGAAGCACCUCAGCCUCAUCCAUAUCAUGCAGAUUAACUCGUUCCCUCAUGUAACGUAAAAUAGGAACAGUGGGGCCUCGGGAGGCAAUUAACGACUAUGUACGAAGACGGAAAGAUGAAGAAUGAAACAUCGUUAAUCAACCUGUUACUCAUUAAUCUCGUUGACUUUGCGACCACCCUCACGGCUCGCACUUUUGUUGUAAUUAACGCGUAACGAUUAAUAUAAUUAUUAUUGACUCUCGAUGAGUGUACAUAUGAAAAUGCUAUCGAAUAAAA
Messenger RNA from Megachile rotundata (alfalfa leafcutting bee), 2637 nucleotides. RefSeq names its product SATB1_N and homeodomain domain-containing protein dve (gene dve). Lineage: Eukaryota; Metazoa; Arthropoda; Insecta; Hymenoptera; Megachilidae. The record is from RefSeq and is a predicted model, not a curated record. Gene Ontology annotation, biological process: regulation of transcription by RNA polymerase II; chromatin remodeling. Gene Ontology annotation, molecular function: DNA-binding transcription factor activity, RNA polymerase II-specific; RNA polymerase II cis-regulatory region sequence-specific DNA binding.